AUGCGUCUGUUGUUUGGGAGCAUCCUCUGCCUCGGCCUCGUUGCCGCGGCUGAAUUCGUGGCCGCGGGCAGAGCCACCCGAUCCCUGGCAUUCCGAAAGGGCAGCACCUUUUUCUUCAGGAUAAAUUUCAAGAUCACUAUGUUUCCGAAUUCGACUAUCUUCGCGCAGGCGGCCGGCUUUAAGGUGGUGUGGGAGCUUCCCGCGGGCACCGCCCGGCCCGGCAGGUCCGUCUCCGACGUACACGAAGCGGCGGAGCUCGCUUACGAAAGCCACGGAUUCGACGGAAGGUCCUGUCUGCUGAAGAACGUCUGCCAGGCGAUGAGUUACGCUGGCCAGAGGAACGGAGUGUUCGCGAAGAUAUUAAAACUGCUGCUCGGAUCAUACGCAAAUAUGGACGACUCGUCGAGGGAUGAGGAAGCGGAGCCAAUUCAUUGCGACUACCACGUCAGAAAUUGUCCCCUCCAGCUAAUCGGAAUCGAUAGCUUUAUCGAGCAGUGA
Nomia melanderi (Alkali bee) is the source of this 498-nucleotide messenger RNA. RefSeq lists its product as uncharacterized. The record is from RefSeq and is a predicted model, not a curated record. Lineage: Eukaryota; Metazoa; Arthropoda; Insecta; Hymenoptera; Halictidae.